AGCCCAGAGGGACAGAGCCCAGAGGGACAGAGCCCAGAGGGACAGAGCCGGGAUAGGGAGACGCACAGCUUCCCUGCCUCGCUGGCCCACGAUUAGGGGCGUAGCCACCUGGGGCCCCCUUCCCCCUCCUCAGCCUCCCUCCAGGGCCCCUUUAAGACAGAGCUGGUCCUCUUCUCUCCGCGUUAACCCCUCGAGGUCCUGGUGGCCCCUUGGGCUCCGGCCGGUGGGCGGAGGCAAGGGGGGAGCCAGGGGCGGGGAAAGCUUUGCCCGAAAUCUGGGAGGGAGAGAAGGAGGCAGGGGAGCUGGGAAGGCACCGCUGAGCAGAGCCGGGUGAGGGCGCCCCCCGCCCCGCUGUGCCAGGCGGGCAGUGCCAAAUCCGGGGAGCCCGGAGCUGGGGGGAGGGCCGGGCACAACCCGGCCCUGCCCCCUCCCCCGCGGGGUGCUCAGCAACUUCUGAGGAAAGUUUGGCAUUGAUUGCGUGGUGCCCCGAGGAUGGGCAGGGUCCUGCCGGCCUGGUGCUGGGUGCUGUGCUGCUGGGGGUGCGUGGCUCCCAAGGGCCCACAGGCUGCGGGGCACCCCUUCGUGGGGAGUCCAGGGAACAUCACUGGUGCCCGAGGACUCAUGGGGGCCCUUCGGUGUGAGCUCCAGGUUCAGGGGGAGCCCCCCGAGGUGACCUGGCUUCGGGAUGGACAGGUCCUAGAGCUGGCAGACAGCACCCAGACCCAGGUGCCCCUGGGCGAAGACGGGCAGGAUGACUGGAAAGUGGUCAGCCAACUCAGAAUCUCGUCCCUGCAGCUCUCAGACGCUGGAUGGUACCAGUGUGCCGUGGUCCUGGGCAGAAAGACCUUCGUGUCCCAGCCUGGCUACGUCGGGCUGGAGGGCCUGCCUUACUUCCUGGAGGAGCCUGAGGACAGGACUGUGGCUGCCAAUACUCCCUUCAACCUGAGCUGCCAGGCCCAGGGACCCCCAGAGCCCGUGGACCUACUCUGGCUCCAGGAUGCUGUCUCCCUAGCUGCGACCGUGGACCACAGUGCCCAGCACACACUCCGUGUUCCAGGCCUGAACAAGACUGCUUCUUUCUCCUGUGAAGCCCAUAACGCCAAGGGGGUCACCACAUCCCGCACAGCCACCAUCACAGUGCUCCCCCAGCGGCCCCGCGACCUCCACUUGGUUUCCAGCCAGCCGACAGAGCUGGAGGUGGCUUGGACCCCAGGCCUGAGCGGCAUUUAUCCCCUCACCCACUGCACCCUGCAGGCUGUGCUGUCAGACGAUGGGGUGGGCACCUGGCUGGGAGAGCCAGACCCCCCAGAGGAACCCCUCACCUUACAAGCAUCUGUUCCGCCUCACCAACUGCGGCUGGGCAAACUCCAUCCUCACACCCCUUACCACAUCCGGGUGGCAUGUGUCAGUAGCCAGGGCCCCUCACCCUGGACCCACUGGCUUCCUGUGGAGACACCGGAGGGAGUGCCCCUGGGCCCUCCUGAGAACGUUAGCGCCAUGCGGAAUGGGAGCCAAGCCCUCGUGCAUUGGCAGGAGCCAAGGGCGCCCCUGCAGGGUACCCUAUUAGGGUACCGACUGGCCUAUCGAGGUCAGGAUACCCCCGAGGUGCUAAUGGACGUAGGGCUAAGGCGAGAAGUGACCUUGGAGCUGCGGGGGGACGGGUCUGUGCCCAACCUGACGGUGUGCGUGGCAGCCUACACCGCCGCUGGGGAUGGACCCUGGAGCCUCCCUGUGCCCCUGGUGCUCUGGCGCCCAGGACAAGGACAGCCAAUCCACCAGCUGGUGAGUGAACCCCCAGUCCCUGCCUUCUCGUGGCCCUGGUGGUACGUACUGCUGGGAGCAGUGGUGGCUGCUGCCUGUGUCCUCAUCCUGGCCCUGUUCCUCGUCCACCGGCGGAAGAAAGAGACCCGCUACGGAGAGGUGUUCGAACCAACAAUGGAGAGGGGCGAGCUGGUGGUCAGGUACCGUGUUCGCAAGUCCUACAGCCGUCGGACCACUGAAGCCACCUUGAACAGCCUGGGCAUCAGUGAAGAGCUGAAGGAGAAGCUGCGGGAUGUGAUGGUGGACCGGCAUAAGGUGGCCCUGGGGAAGACCCUGGGAGAAGGAGAGUUUGGAGCUGUGAUGGAAGGCCAGCUCAACCAGGAUGACUCCAUCCUCAAGGUGGCUGUGAAGACGAUGAAGAUUGCCAUCUGCACAAGGUCAGAGCUGGAGGAUUUCCUGAGUGAAGCCGUCUGCAUGAAAGAAUUCGACCACCCCAACGUCAUGAGGCUCAUUGGCGUCUGCUUCCAGGGUUCUGAACGAGAGGGCUUCCCGGCACCCGUGGUCAUCUUACCUUUCAUGAAACACGGAGACCUACACAGUUUCCUUCUCUAUUCCCGGCUUGGGGACCAGCCAGUGUUCCUGCCCACUCAGAUGCUGGUGAAGUUCAUGGCAGACAUUGCCAGUGGCAUGGAGUAUCUGAGUACCAAGAGAUUCAUACACCGGGACUUGGCCGCCAGGAACUGCAUGCUGAACGAGAACAUGUCGGUGUGUGUGGCGGACUUUGGGCUCUCCAAGAAGAUCUACAACGGGGACUACUACCGCCAGGGACGCAUCGCCAAGAUGCCAGUCAAGUGGAUCGCCAUCGAGAGCCUGGCUGACCGCGUCUACACUAGCAAGAGCGAUGUGUGGUCCUUUGGGGUGACAAUGUGGGAGAUUGCCACUCGAGGCCAGACCCCAUAUCCAGGAGUGGAGAACAGCGAGAUUUAUGACUACCUGCGCCAGGGAAACCGCCUGAAGCAGCCUGUGGACUGUCUGGACGGACUGUAUGCCCUGAUGUCCCAGUGCUGGGAGCUAAACCCCCGAGACCGGCCGAGUUUUGCAGAGCUUCGGGAAGAUCUGGAGAAUACGCUGAAGGCCCUGCCCCCUGCCCAGGAGCCAGACGAAAUCCUCUAUGUCAACAUGGAUGAGGGUGGGGGUCAUCCUGAACCACUUGGAGCUGCUGGAGGAGCUGACCCCCUAACUCAGCCUGACCCUAAGGAUUCCUGCAGCUGCCUCACCGCCGCUGAGGUCCAUCCUGCUGGACGCUAUGUCCUCUGCCCUUCUACAGCUCCUGGCCCCGCCCUGCCUGCUGACAGGAGCUCCCCAGCACCCCCAGGGCAGGAGGAUGGCGCCUGAGACAACCCUCCACCUGGGACUCCCUCUCAGGACCCAAGCUAGGCACUGCCACUGGGGGAACCCCCCCCUCACUUUCCCACUCCAGGCUUUACCCCCAACCUUAGCCCUCUCCUCCUACCCAUUCCACUUCCAUCCCAGACAGAUCCUCUCCCUUUUCCACACCUUAGUGUCCCCAUGUGUAAAAGGAAGGGAUUGGACUGCAAUCCCUAAGGGUCCUCCCAGGUCUAACAUUCCAAGAUUCUAGAUUCUAAGGUUUAAAGAGUCUAGAUUCAGAGGUUCUAAGUUUCAAAGAUGAGUCUGAUUCUAAGGACCUGAAAUUCCAAAGUCUCUAAUUCUAAAGUGCUAAGGUUCUAGACAUGGAAGUUCUAAGGCCUAUAUUCUAAGGCUGUGAGAUUCUAUGGCUCUAGACUUUUCUGGUUCUAAGAUUCUUGAUAAAGCCCACAAGAUUUUAGGUUCUAAAGCCCUAAGAUUCUAAUUCUAGGAUCUAAGGCUCUAUGAUUCUAGAUUUUAUUUUUCUAGGGUUCUGAAUCCCUAGAGUGUAAGAUUCUACAAUUGUAAAAAUUCUACAAUUCUAGACAUGGAGGUUCUAAGGUCUGAUGUUCUAAAAUUUGAUGUUCCAAGCCUCAUAGAGUAUAAUUUCUCUGACUGUAAAACUCUAGAUCAUAAAGCUUCAAGAUUUGAUCUUCUCAAGUUCUAAGAUUCUAAUGCUGGUCAGUUAUAGGUUCUAAGGCUUUAUGGUCCUCGAAACUUUUGUUAUGAGAUUCUGGAUCCUAAAGAUCUAAAAUGCUAGAAUCUGCAAUUAGAAAGUUCUAAGAGUUUAAAGAUGGAGGUUCUAAGGUCUAAUGUUCUAAGAUGCAAUGUUCCAAGACCUAGUCUAAGAACCUAGAUUCUCUAUGUCUAAGAUUCCGGAUCAUAUGCUUCAAGAUUCUAGAUUAUUAAACUCUAAGAUUCUAAUGUUGUUCUGUUCUGUGUUCCAAGGCACUCUAGAUUCUAUUGGUCCAAGAUUCUGGAUCCUCAGCAUCUAUGGUAUAAGACUCUACAGUUGGUGGUGACUAACCAGAUGCCAAAGUUUUAAUCAUUUUUAAUUUUGGACACCUUUAAUUUCUAUGCUGCAUUCUGUCUUUCUAGGAUUUUAGUUAAGGGGCCAAGAAUUCACAGUUCUAAGUCUUAAGAUUCUAGGCACUAUAGUUCUAAGAUUCACAUGUUGUAAGAUUCUAAAAGUCUACAGGUCUAGAAUUCUAAGAUACAAUUCCAAGGUUUUAAACUUAUAGUUUUAUCCUUUGUGGGAUAGUUUUAUCCUUCCCUUCUUAGCCACCUCUGCUUCCUCUUCCCCUUAUGUGGGGUGUGCACCCUCAAGCCUGUGCAAUGCAUUAAGGAUGCCUCCUUUCCCCAAAGGACAAACUCCCUCCUCUGGGACCAUGCUGCCCCCCUGAGCCAGUCCCUUAUGCCCCCUGAACAGAGUGUGGACUCUGAAACCUCCAGAGGGGCUCAGAUCACAUAAAACUUUGUAACCAUG
Messenger RNA from Balaenoptera ricei (Rice's whale), 4672 nucleotides. It is a transcript of the gene AXL, whose product is annotated as AXL receptor tyrosine kinase. Gene Ontology annotation, molecular function: transmembrane receptor protein tyrosine kinase activity; protein binding; ATP binding. The coding region runs from base 493 to 3156 and encodes 887 amino acids. Gene Ontology annotation, cellular component: signaling receptor complex. The record is from RefSeq and is a predicted model, not a curated record. Lineage: Eukaryota; Metazoa; Chordata; Mammalia; Artiodactyla; Balaenopteridae. The transcript has 20 exons. Gene Ontology annotation, biological process: nervous system development; natural killer cell differentiation; negative regulation of apoptotic process.